GAGAACCCAUUUUGCAGUUGCUGGCAGCCAAGUUCAGUGCUUCAUCACUCCCAAACGCUUUAUACGGCAGGUGUAAAUUGCAGGAGUUGCCUACCAGGAAGACAAAAUGUCUGGUGAAGAGCCCGUCGUUGUUGUGGAGACACCUGCUCCAGCCCCAGCUCUGGGUGAGCCAAUGGAUAUCAUGACUGCAUUGCAGCUCGUGAUCAAGAAGUCUUUAGCCCAUGGAGGCCUCGUUAAAGGCCUUCACGCCGCUGCAAAGUCGAUCGAAAAGCAUGCCGCUCAGCUCUGUGUAAUGGCUGAGGACUGCAACCAACCAGACUACAUUAAAUUGGUCAAAGCGCUUUGUGCCGAACACAAUGUCAACCUAAUUACUGUUCCUAGUGCCAAGACCCUCGGCGAAUGGGCUGGUAUGUGCAAGAUUGAUUCGGAAGGGAAGGCUCGGAAGGUUGUUGGAGCCUCGUGUAUCGUUGUGAAGGAUUACGGCGAGGAGAGCGAAGGUCUCCACAUCGUUCAAGAGUAUGUCAAGACUCACUGAAAGAGAAACUAAGCUGUGAAGAUGUAUUCUUUAGAAUUUGUUACGACUUUUUAGACGAGAGUUAAGACAGAAAACUAGUAUGUUCUUUGGAAAUUUUUUUUUCAAGUCCAAUGUAUUAUUUGCUCAUGAAAUUUAUGGGCAGUUUUUCUAGACUAUGUUUUAUAUCAUUAAAGUUUUGAUCAGUAUCCAGUUCUAUCUUA
This is a messenger RNA of Erythranthe guttata (spotted monkey flower), 735 nucleotides long. RefSeq names its product small ribosomal subunit protein eS12. NCBI's taxonomy places the organism in Eukaryota, Viridiplantae, Streptophyta, Magnoliopsida, Lamiales, Phrymaceae. Gene Ontology annotation, biological process: translation. Gene Ontology annotation, cellular component: ribosome. Gene Ontology annotation, molecular function: structural constituent of ribosome. The record is from RefSeq and is a predicted model, not a curated record.